Molecule: messenger RNA, 1107 nt
Organism: Psilocybe cubensis
Lineage: Eukaryota; Fungi; Basidiomycota; Agaricomycetes; Agaricales; Agrocybaceae
Exons: 3
Coding region: 1-1107 (368 amino acids)
Biological process (GO): cellular response to oxidative stress; protein N-linked glycosylation
Cellular component (GO): endoplasmic reticulum membrane
Source: RefSeq, a predicted model, not a curated record
AUGAACUCCGACACGGAAGAUGACGAUGGCUCUUCCGUGAUAUACACCUCACGCCUUGGGUCGUCAAGCAUCACCCCAAGCACCAGCAGUAGCGGCCACCUCAACGUCGGCGGCAAUAGCCUCGGGCAUACGUAUACACGCGCAAGUAGUUCGCAGAGUUUGAGGAGUCGGAUCUUCUCGCUAGCGUCGUCCACAUCCUCGCCGCGGGUGCGCGAUAAACCAAUAUGUACGACGCCGGGCGUGCUGUGCGCAGGAGAGACCGAGACCGAGACUGAUGAGCCUUCUCGCGCCCUCCCCACCGCCCGCAUCAUUCCCCCGUCGCUCCCACUUAUCCCGCCCUCGACGCUGGAACAGCGUCUCACGCCCCUACUUUUCGAAUUUGCGCGCCUCCUCUCCAUCGUCCCUGCCGUGUUUGGAACUUUGUACAAUAUUUACUUUAUUAUAUGGCCGCCAAAGCCAACGGGUGUGGGGCGGCCACCACCUGAGAGGAUAGAUUACUUCAUUUCUGCUCUAUGGGCUAUCCUGACAGGCUAUCAAUGCCUCGCCCUCGCCACGGGGCUCUUGACACGAUGGCGACUGUAUUACCCUCCGCUUUCUACCCUUGUUCGUCUCUUGGCGUUGCAGGGUAUCUGUUGGCCUGCUACGCAUCUCACUCUAACGAUGCUUGGCCAUGAAGUAAGGCCAAUUGUCACAUGGGCCGCCAUAGGCACGACGACGUGUUGCAGUCGAAGCAUCCAGAUAUGGGUGACGAGCAAUCUAUGGUGGGAACGGAGGGGGGCAGGGGAAGAUAGUAAUGCCAGUGUACCUCUGGGGGACACGGCGACUUCCACAAUGGCCGAUGGGUCUUCGGCGUCGACGGUAUCGCAUACACCACUGCAUAAACCUCCUGCACCUGCACCGCGGCAGACGUACUGGAAGCGGUGGGGAGGCGGUGGAAAGUGGGGUGGGCGCCGUUGGGACUGGCGAGAGGUCGGUGUGAAAUGUGCGCUCCCUGCUGGCGUGGUUUAUUUUAUCAUGGCUUGGGCCGAGCAGCUCCGACGCGAGUUGGCUGUGGGUGGGGGUUUGAAUUUGAGCAGUACGUAUAACGAGGCUGGGAUCGCACGGUGA